Eruca vesicaria subsp. sativa (arugula) is the source of this 471-nucleotide messenger RNA. The record is from the annotation of a GenBank genome assembly. NCBI's taxonomy places the organism in Eukaryota, Viridiplantae, Streptophyta, Magnoliopsida, Brassicales, Brassicaceae.
AUGGUGUUGUCAAGUUCUCUAAGAACACUUGUGUUUGGUUCAUUAUCAUCAUCAUCAUCAUCAUCGGCCAAGAUCCCUUGGGGAAAAGAACCUUACUUAGUUUGUCAGAGUAGCGUGGACGGCCUUGUUUGUAUGUAUGAUUCUCACAAACCUAGUUUUGUAGUCAACCCCACAACUGGAUGGUAUCGACCUCUUCCUCUAUCAAGAUUACAACAACUCAUUAUCGACUUAGGAUACGGUUACUUCAAGCUUGGACACGCAAACUUCAAGCCUGGGUUCGGUUAAAGACGAGUUUACAGGAACACACAAGCCUGUUUGGCUCUAUAACUCUUUUGAAAUAGGCUUAGAGAAUGAUACUACGUGUGAAGUUUUCGAUUUUAGCACCAACUCUUGGAGGUAUAUCACACCCUCUGCUCUUUGUCAGAUUAUAGGAGGUUACCCUACUCCUGUGUUUGUAGAUGGAUCACUUGA